Messenger RNA from Racocetra persica, 249 nucleotides. Lineage: Eukaryota; Fungi; Glomeromycota; Glomeromycetes; Diversisporales; Gigasporaceae. The record is from the annotation of a GenBank genome assembly.
AUGGAUAAUCCCAUAAUUUUUGAUACUCAUUGUCACUUGGCGGACGAAAAAUACCAAAAUUUAGACCUCAAAGAAAUAAUCAGGGGGGGUGAAAAAGCGGGGGUGAAAUUUAUUCUUAAUGUUGGUUAUGACGGGGCUUCUAACCAAAAAGUAGUCGAGCAGUUAAAAAGGCAAUUAGAGUUAGCCCAAAAAUACGAUUUACCCGUGUUAUUACACAUCCGCGAGGCUUUUGCUGAUGCUUACGAAAUA